UCCCCUAAAACCCUCUCCCCUCUUUCUCUGCUCAAAAAGCUGCUUCUUUUAACGGCAAAUAUCAAUUCAUAAGCUUUGGACCUUUGAAUCAGGAUGUUUCGAUCCUGGAAUCGCUCUCUCCUUCAAAAGCUUCUUGAGAAUGGAGGUUGUCGCAGUAAAUUCAUCAGUAUGCAAUCUGAGAGAAUGAGGGGAUUAAAUCUUGCAUCAAGAUAUUUCUCUCAAGAACCUCUUUAUUCGUCUCAAGGGAGCUAUUCAGAAAGAUUUCCUCCUCUUUUUCAUCCUUUACCAGGGCUUAAGCUUCCUCCAAACCUCCCGGAUUCUGUUGAAAGGAGUCCUACUAGAAUUACUACGCUUCCAAAUGGACUAAGGAUCGCUUCUGAGGAUGCCUCGGGCCCUGCUGCAUGCAUAGGGAUAUUUGUUGACUGUGGUUCUGUAUACGAAUCAGGGGAAUAUAUUGGUGUUACUCAUCUUUUAGAAAGACUAGCUUUUAAAAGCACAAAGAACCGUAGCCACUUGCAGAUAAUACAUGAUGUUGAGAAAACAGGAGGCAAUCUGAGUACAUCUGCCUCUCGUGAACAGAUGGGCUACAGUUACGACACCUUAAAGACCUAUCUUCCACAGGCAAUAGAGUUACUAAUCGACUGCGUUAGAAACCCUCUAUUUCUCGACGAUGAGGUAGAGGAGCAGCUAGCUCAGGUUAAAAGAGAAGUGGGAGAAGUUACAAAUGACCCACAAAAGUUUCUGUUCGAGGCGCUUCAUGUUUCUGGAUAUUCUGGUCCUUUGGGAAAUCCGUUAAUGGCGCCUGAGUCAGUUCUGGAAAAAAUUGAUGGGUCUGUUAUUGGAAAAUUCCACUACGAAAACUAUACAGCUAAUCGAAUGGUUCUGAGUGGGUAUGGUGUGGAUCAUGAGCACUUAUUAACUAUUGCAGAGCCUCUAUUGUAUGACUUAAAGAGAGGUACUGCUGUGGAGGUCCCAAAGUCAACUUACAUUGGUGGUGAUUUUAGGCACAAAGCAGAUUCAGAGAUGACUCAUGUGGCAUUGGCUUUUGAAGUUCCAGGAGGCUGGCAUCAAGAGAAAUAUUCUACAGCUCUUACUGUUCUGCAGACUCUGAUGGGUGGCGGUGGUUCAUUUUCUGCUGGUGGCCCUGGGAAGGGGAUGCAUUCUCGGCUUUAUCUUAGAGUCCUAAAUGCAUAUCGAGAAGUUCAGAAUUUUUCAGCAUUUUGCAACAUAAAUGAUGAUACUGGCCUCUUUGGCAUCUUUUUAACGACAGGAUCAGAUUUUGUGGAAAAAGCUGUGGAUGUAGCAGCUUCUGAAUUAUUAGCAGUUGCAACUCCUGGACAGGUGACUGAGCUUGAACUACUUCGAGCUAAAAAUGCCACCAAAUCUGCUAUUUUGACAAAUUUGGAAUCUAGGUCAAUUUGUACAGAGGAUAUCGGCAGGCAAAUAUUGACAUAUGGUUGUCGGAACUCACUGGAGUAUUUUCUAGAGAUUUUAGAUGAAUUGACUGUCGAUGAUCUCACAAUGAUUUCUCAGAAAAUGUUAUCAUCACCGCUUGCAAUGGCUUGCAUGGGAGAUGGUAUUGAUAGAGUUCCAAAUUAUGAUUCUGUGAGCCGACGAUUUCAAGUGCCUAACUGAAGUCCAGUUUUCAUGUAUAUUAUAUUCCUAGCCUGAAAUUAAUUUAGGAGUUGGUGCAUGUGCGAGUUUUACCUCUGUAGUUGAUGAUUUAAAAGAAGCAUCUGCCGUAUAUCUUAUUGGUUAAUUCACUGUAGACAAACUUCUGUGUAUAAGUGAAUCUUGGGUUCUCCCGUUUGUAUAGAGGAGUAGAUACUAAACAUACAAAUAUGACCAAGGAGGUUCUGUAAUCAGACAGCAAUUGCAAGAUGAACCAUGUGUUAUGGAUGAGGGCCCUAGAGAUUUUCAAGUUAAUGAUAUAAAACAUCCCUUGAACUUUAUGUAUCAGAAAUUCCAUGAUAUUUGGUUACCUAGGUUUAUUUGUAUGUCCAGCUGAAGGCUGAUUUGUAAUAUCUUCUAUACCUGUGAUCUUCUUCUUCUUUUAGUAUGAAGCUGAGGACAUCCUGUCGUAAGUACAGAAAAGCUUAGUGGAAACGUUUGGAAAAUGGUUUGCAACAUUUCAAUCUUUAGUUUACUCAUACUUUUGAUUCAUAUAGGUAUAUUGCUCUGACUAGUUUGCACAUUUAUGUGAAGCAGCUCUUCAUACAAGUGACUGCUAGUCUUCUAACAUCUUUUGAGAUUUCAUCGAGGUUCAGUAUCAAAAAACGAUAUGCAUAUUGUUUGUUUUUGGUUUGGCUUGAAUACUCUAGUGCAGUGUGGGGAAUAAGGAGCAUCCAGGAUACUAUAUAGGCGUUCCUUUACUUCGCCCUGUAAUUGUGGUUGAAUGAUCAUAGAACAAUGUCACGACUGAAUGUGGGAAUAUAUCAUCUACUAGCAAGCCUACAAAACAAAGGGACAUAGUAAGAGAGGUUUUGCAAGGAAGGAAAGGAUAAAGAGGGAGAACUCUAUAGUCAUCCUUUCUGUGAAGAGGAAACAGUAAUGCAGAUGCUGAUGAGUCUCAAAGGGCUAAUAGAAUUAGAAGUGUAGAAAUUGAAACAGGAAUAUUUCGAUAACGAUAGAUGUACUUUUCAGCAUGUUAGCUUGUUCAAGCAGAUGUUUCUUUCUUCUU
Molecule: messenger RNA, 2680 nt
Organism: Asparagus officinalis (garden asparagus)
Lineage: Eukaryota; Viridiplantae; Streptophyta; Magnoliopsida; Asparagales; Asparagaceae
Product: mitochondrial-processing peptidase subunit alpha-like
Exons: 16
Coding region: 94-1635 (513 amino acids)
Biological process (GO): proteolysis
Cellular component (GO): mitochondrion
Molecular function (GO): metalloendopeptidase activity; metal ion binding
Source: RefSeq, a predicted model, not a curated record